AUGUGGGGCUAUAUAUCUUUUAUGGAGGAGGCAGAGUUUGUGAUGGCUGAGAAUGGUAGUUUAGAGUCUCAUGGUGACGGUAUUAAUGGCGUCCUCAAAGAGAAUGAGAAUCCGAAUGUUGAUUUUCUCGAGGACUUGGAUUCUUACUUUGAGGAUAUAAACGAUCGUUUGACUAUCUCGCGUACUGUGAGCGACUCGAUUAUAAGGGGAAUGGUGAAAGCAAUCGAGUCGGAAGCUGCUGAGAAGAUAGCUCAGAAAGACCUUGAAUUGUCAAGAAUCAGGGAGACGCUGUUUAUGUACCAUGUUGGCUCUGAAGAGAACGAAGCUUCUCCGAUGCAUGAUAAGGCGUGUAUAAACCCUCCAGGUGGAUCUUUACGCAGUGUUAAAUCUGAAGCGAAAAAACAGUUGUUGAUGCUCGUUGAUGAACUCACCAGUUUGAGAAAGUAUAUCCACAUGAAUAGAGCAGGCACCACCGUGGAUGACACAUUGGGUUUAGGCAGCAGUACUCAUGAGAGCGGGUCCAAAACACUCGAUAAAAUGCUUGUUUCCUUGAAGAGCAUUCUCGAGACUGAACUAGAGGCGAUUCGUAAAUCGCUUACGGAUCAUGAAAAUGGGGACAUCGAGGCAGGAGGGGAAGGGGACAGGAAAAGAGUAGAGCAAUUGCACCGCAAGAUGUCGGGAGGCAUUAGUUCAGCUGCAGACACAAAUGGUAAGCAUGAAGAGAAUUCUGAGACUUUAAAACACUUGUCAAAGGAUGAUCUGAUCAGUCACUUUAAGACUGAGAUGAACAAAAUGAAAAUAGACCAUGAUUAUGAGAUCCAGGAGAUGACGGAGCAGUGUUUUACCUUUAAGCGAAAGUACUUGAAUUUAAAGGAAAGGGGCUCUUUUUCUUUUGUUGGGAAGGAUAAGGAGCUAGAGGCGCUGAAAAAGAAGAUACCAUUUGUCAUCUCGAAAUUGGAUAAGAUCUUAUUGGAAGAUGGAAAGUUGGUGUCUGAAGGAAAGAACAAUGCUGAUUUUAAGAGCCGGCUGGAUUCUCUUCUUCUGGAAAAUCGCCUACUGAAAAAUUCACUUUCUGACGCUGCUGAAAAGAUGUCACAGCUUUCUCAGGCUGAGGCAGAUCAGAAAAAGUUGAUUCGAAAGCUCGAAUCAGAUGAUGGUGAUUCUCAUGUUGAAGCUUCUAUCUCUGAAGAUGUUUAUAGGUGUUUUGUGACGGAGUUUGUGGGCCAGGUUAAAUGUGCAAAAGAGGAGACAGAUUUGGAACAGAGCAUGAUGAGAGAAGCUUAUGAGCUGAUACUGGAAGAUCUUGCGACUAAAGUUGACCGUGAAAGCAAUGAUGAUUUUGUAGACUCUUGUGUUGAGUCUUUGCUUGGGGAAGAGUGUAGUGCGGUUAUAUAUAAAGAAGCCUUGAAGGAAGCUGAUAAGAAAAUUGUAGAGUUGAACAUGCAUGUAACAGAAAAUGUAGAAGCUCUGAGAUCAGAGAUGGUUGACAAGGAAAGAUUGAAAGAGGAGAUUCAUUGGCUGGAGUGUCUCGUCAAGGAGAAGGAGAAGUUAGCUCAAACAGCUGAGGAUAACUUAGAUACAGAGAGAAAGAAACUUGAGGCAGUCUCUCACCAGAUUAACGAUCUGCAAUCUCAGAUAAAGCAGCAACAAACAAAAAUUCAGGAGAAAAACGAAGCACUAAGAGUUAUUUCGGCACGCGAGCUAGAGAAAAUAGAAGGCUACGAGACGAAGAUAUCCGAUUUCAGAGAAGAGCUAGAAAUAGCAAGAGAGAAUUUGAAGGAAACCAAAGAUGAGAAAAGGAAAACCGAGGAGAAGCUAUCAGCGACGAAAGCAGAGAAAGAAACAUUUAAAAAGCUACUUCUGUCUCUGGACUUAGUUCCUCCUAAAUUGAUGCAAGGUUUCAACACUCUCGAGGGCUUGGUAGCAGAAAAGACGCAAAAAACGAAUUCCAGGUUGAAAAACAUGGACAGUCAAUUGUGUGAUCUGUCACAACAAAUCAGUGAGCUCAAGGGGAAAGCAUCGAUGUACAAGCAACGAUUCGAGAAAAAGUCUAGUGACCUCCUAAAGGCCGAAGCUGAGGUUGAUCUUCUUGGAGAUGAGGUUGAAUCACUCUUGGAUCUUCUUGAGAAAAUAUAUAUAGCUCUCGAUCAUUACUCUCCGAUCCUAAAGCAUUACACUGGCAUCUCUCAGGCUUAUUUCAUGCUGUUGAUUGACAAACUACGGAUUAAGAAGGUGCGGAAGGAGAAUCAUGGAUUUGUUGUAGCUUUAAAGAGUUUGAAAGAUAAUACUUGGGAAGGGAACGUCUCCAAGACUCGAUGUUGGGGUCGGUUUAGAGAUAAAUUUAGUCGGCCCCUUGACACAACACAGAACACAGUUUACGGCUGCAGACAUGACCUCUCGAUCCUUUAUAUGCCAUAUGGCCCAUGUGAUUGUAGACAAUUCUCUGAGAAAAGAGAAGGUUACAACGGCGAGAUCUCCAUAAUAGGUUGUGUUGGUAACUACAAUAAAGUUUUUAGAGAAACCAACCAAGCAGAGAUACAGAGAGACUGUGAUAAUGUUUUCUUACUCGUAAGUGACUGUAAUUAUGAUGAGUACCACAAUUACAUCAAGCAACAAGGUUUCAACUUUAUCCAAGGAGAAGUUCGACCACCAAAAGCGCAAAACUCAUAUCGAGCAAUGAAGGAUACCACCAAGAACUCAACCGAGGAAAUACUUAUGCAUGCAGUCAAGGGUAACUCUCUUCUUUACGCAGAAGCGAAGAUCAGCAAGCGGAGAUCUCAAGAACGCUGUAAAAGUACUCCAGAACCAGGAAGAAGAAGACGUGGGUUUGGUCAUGGAUACCAUCUAGUGAAAGGCCAAAUGGGGCAUGGCAUGGAAGACUACAUCGUGGCUGAUGAAAAAUCAGUUAAUGGACACAAUCUUGGUUUAUACGCUAUAUUCGAUGGACACUCAGGCCGUGAUGUUGCGGAUUACUUGCAGAACCAUCUCUUUGAUAACAUCUUGAGUCAGCCGGAUUUUUGGGAAAACCCAAAGAAGGCAAUCAAGAGAGCGUAUAAAUCAACGGACGACUACAUUCUCCAUAACGUGGUGGGUCCAAGAGGUGGCUCCACGGCUGUGACAGCUAUUGUCGUCGACGGGAAGAAACUUGUGGUUGCAAACGUUGGUGAUUCAAGAGCAAUCUUGUGCCGUAAAAGUAAUGUAGUCAAACAGAUUACGGUCGAUCAUGAACCUGAGAAGGAGAGAGAUCUUGUCGAGAGCAAAGGCGGCUUCGUCUCCAAAACGCCAGGUAAUGUUCCAAGAGUCGAUGGACAACUAGCGAUGACACGUGCUUUUGGAGACGGAAGCCUUAAAGAGCAUAUUAGUGUGAGGCCGGACAUAGAGAUUGUCGACAUCCAUGGUGACACAAAGUUCUUGAUCUUGGCAAGCGAUGGACUCUGGAAGGUGAUGUCGAACGAAGAAGCUUGGGACCAAAUCAAAGAGAAUGAGAAUGCAGAGGAAACUGCGAAAUCGCUUAUCGAUGAAGCGUUGGCUAGAGGAAGUAAAGAUGAUAUCUCUUGUGUUGUUGUUUCCUUCAACUAA
Thlaspi arvense is the source of this 3579-nucleotide messenger RNA. The record is from the annotation of a GenBank genome assembly. Lineage: Eukaryota; Viridiplantae; Streptophyta; Magnoliopsida; Brassicales; Brassicaceae.